CCCACUUUUGCACCGCAGCUCGUCAACGGCGCCCCAGAACUCGCAAUACCGGGCCCUUGGCAGGUCUUGGGUGUACGCACUUCAACCCACUGCUUUGCACUCGCGUUAUACACCCGUGCAGCAAUUGAGCCAAUGCGUUGCCAUGAGCACGUUGACGUUGACAGUAUUCGGUUGUCCUAUUAGGCUACAAUAUAUAAAAAUGAAUGUAAGUUGAGGUUGACGUGCGGAAACAGCAACGAUGUACCAUCUAGAAAGCCAAGCUCACUACGCCAAUCCAUGCCCAAAGAUCACCUAAGUACUAUCGCAGCACCCCACUGGUGACCCCAGCCGACGUAUGACGACUAUUUCCAGGACUGCAGGUCAACCCGGAAAGAGCCCCAUAAUGGUGAGCUACGAAAAAUAGUAUAAAGAGCACACCAAUGGCUUCUCUGACUGCCUCCAACGUUGACCUCUUGCUCGACUUCCGACAUCAUGGCGCUUCUGAAGUCUCUCGUCGGUCUGCUGGCCAUUCCUCUGGUAUGUGCGGCGCCUCAAGCACAGAGCCAGUCUUCCAGCUCAGUAGCUACCGCUAGCGCAUCGAGCGCUGCUGCAGACCCGUCGUCGACUGCCUCGCCCGAUCCUCUGAGCACGGAAGAGACAGAGGCUCUGUUCCAGCUGCACGAGGAUCUGGUCAACAUCCCGUCCAUCUCAGACGACGAGAUCGAGUGCGCAGAGUGGCUGGAGGAGUACCUGAGCGCGAAGGACUACUAUGUCGAGCGCGUCCCCGUGACCGCGGGAGCUGAGGGCCGGUUCAACGUCUUUGCGUAUCCCCAAGCCAUUCGCGACAAUGGCAGCUGGCCUGAGGUUCUUGUCACCAGCCACAUCGACACUGUCCCUCCCUUCAUCCCCUUUGAGACCCGCGAGGAGAACGGCACAACGUACCACUUCGGCCGCGGCAGCGUCGACGCCAAAGGCGCCGUAGCCCCCAUGCUGAUCGCGACCGAGAAAUUCCUCGCCGCCCGCAGCGCCCCUGCCUCCAUCGGCCUGCUCUUCGUCGUCGGCGAGGAAACCGGCGGCGACGGCAUGCAAGCCUUCGCCCAGUACGCCGCCAACACGACCUUCCGCGCCGCCAUCUUCGGCGAGCCGACCGAGAGCAAGCUCGCCAGCGGCCACAAAGGCGCCCUCGGCCUGACCCUCAGCGUCCAGGGCCGCUCCGCGCACUCCGCGUACCCCCAGUUGGGACUCAGCGCGAUCAACUACCUGUCCGAAGCCAUCGUCGCCCUCAACAGCCUCGAGCCCGCGCUGCCCCGCAGCGACGUCCUCGGCCCCUCGACGCUCAACGUGGGCACUGUGCGCGGCGGCGUCGCAACGAACGUGCUCGCGCCCAACGCGACAGCCGGGGUCUCGAUCCGGAUAGCACGCAGCGAGAACGGGUCCGUGGAGGUCGUGCGCGACAUGAUCGCGGGGAUGCUGGCGCCGAUUAUCCAGGAAGUCGAGGCGCGCAACGGGUCCUUCAAUGCGACCUUCUCGAGCGCGUUCUAUCCCGCGCAGAUCCUGGACACGGGCGUGGCCGGGCUGCAGGAGGCGCCGGUGUUCUACGGCACGGAUAUCCCGUCGCUGCCGCAGGUGGGGCUGCGGUAUCUGUAUGGCGCGGGCACGAUCGAGGUCGCGCAUACGCCGGACGAGCAGUUGCCGCAGGACGAGCUGGUGCAGGCGGCGGAGGCGUAUGGGUUGAUUCUGCGGCAUUUGUUUCCGGAGAACUAGAUCUCGUUGGUAGUUAGGUCUGCGGUGCGUGGACCGGCUGGAAUCAAAACGUGUAUUU
Molecule: messenger RNA, 1801 nt
Organism: Boeremia exigua
Lineage: Eukaryota; Fungi; Ascomycota; Dothideomycetes; Pleosporales; Didymellaceae
Exons: 2
Coding region: 472-1743 (423 amino acids)
Molecular function (GO): hydrolase activity
Source: RefSeq, a predicted model, not a curated record